CCUAAGCCCUCUACAUAGGACCGCGGACCGCUUUCUUACCAUUGGACACAAAUAGAGGUCGAGGGAAACAUGUCUGUCAGACUAUAAUCUACAGAAAUAAUCGUGGGGCUAAUCCAGGUCGCCACUUAACCUUGACAUCAAAAUUUCGUGUAUAUCUGGAGAUUCGAGAAAACAAUGGAAUUGGCAGCAAGGAAGGGUGUUCAUCCUUGCAAUGUCGUCUGUUCACAUAAACCUUCCUUAUCUCGCUCCGUUGAAGGCAACACCCGGGUUAGCGUUCCCAGUUGGCACGGACCACACCAAUUCCUUCACAAUUCCUUAACAAUACGACAUUCCAUCUUAAAUGGGAGGCCAAGCGUUACUGGCCGUCACUCUAAUCUCCGGGUGCAAGCAGCAGCAAAACAGACAUUCUCCUCAUUUGAUGAAAUGCUUGAAAAAUCAGAACAACCAGUCUUGGUUGAUUUCUAUGCUACCUGGUGUGGCCCCUGUCAGUACAUGGUCCCUAUUUUGGAGGAUGUUGGUCGUAGAAUGAAAGACAAGAUCCGUGUGGUCAAAAUUGAUACGGAGAAGUAUCCAAGCCUUGCCAGUCGAUAUGAUGUGCAAGCCUUGCCUACUUUCAUUCUGUUCAAAAAUGGGCAGCCUUUUGAUCGACUUGAAGGAGCUAUACCAGCAGAUCAACUAAUUGGUCGGAUUGAAAAGCUUCUUCAAGCAGCUAAAUAGAACUCACUAGAAUUGAAUUCUUACUCAUCUAAUUUGGCGUUAAUAGCAUCUUCUUGGUGUAAAAUGAAAGUUCAGUUGAAUUCUUCAAAUAUUUUAGUGUGACUAAUUUAACUGUGAGACAUGCUAUGGAUUCUGCAGGCAUGGCAGCAUUAGGUAUCAAGUUUUCUCAUAUUAUAAAAGCCUGUCCAGUAUCACAGUUGUAUUCUUUGUUUUUUCAGAUCUUGCCAUUUUUCAAUAUUUUGAACUGUAGCUUGUUGUACCAUAACUUCCUCCAUUAUAUGGUCCGUGCCUCAUCAUAAGCAAGUUACACAACUUCUUUACCCGUUCA
This is a messenger RNA of Cryptomeria japonica (Japanese cedar), 1045 nucleotides long. Its product is annotated as thioredoxin Y, chloroplastic. The transcript is spliced from 5 exons. Gene Ontology annotation, cellular component: cytoplasm. NCBI's taxonomy places the organism in Eukaryota, Viridiplantae, Streptophyta, Pinopsida, Cupressales, Cupressaceae. Bases 175 to 717 code for a protein of 180 amino acids. Gene Ontology annotation, molecular function: protein-disulfide reductase activity; oxidoreductase activity, acting on a sulfur group of donors, disulfide as acceptor. The record is from RefSeq and is a predicted model, not a curated record.